Molecule: messenger RNA, 3693 nt
Organism: Astyanax mexicanus (Mexican tetra)
Lineage: Eukaryota; Metazoa; Chordata; Actinopteri; Characiformes; Acestrorhamphidae
Product: basic immunoglobulin-like variable motif-containing protein
Exons: 10
Coding region: 410-1930 (506 amino acids)
Biological process (GO): nucleotide-excision repair
Cellular component (GO): nucleus
Molecular function (GO): single-stranded DNA binding; DNA endonuclease activity
Source: RefSeq, a predicted model, not a curated record
CGGGGUGGAGCGGCUCAUACCAAUCCUACUCUUAAUGAUAUCUAACACAGCAGAAACUAAACCCACACUUAACACUCGCUCAUAUCUACAGUUUAAUAUUUAUGUUAUAUCGUUAUCUAUGAAAAUAUUUAGUUAAUGGAUUUAAUAAUGUUCUGUUCUUGUUGUUGUUUUGUUGUGUUUUGUCCCCCCCUGGUGUUGAGAGGUGGUAUAGUCCUCUGAAGCCCUUUUGCUUUAGCAGAAGGCGAGCGGACUGGAGCAGGGCUGGAGCUUUAGCUAUAAUUAUUAAUUCAUCACGUUGUUUUACAUUGUCUUCACGGAAUCAACACAUAUUUAAGGACGACGCCAUCACCAUUAAGUAAACCCGCCCGGACCCUAACCUGCGAUCGGCCAUUCUCCUCUCGACUGUUCAAUGCCUAACACUGCAGAAAAUGAAGGUGGUAACGUAACCGGUGCCAGUGAUCUGGCAGCCCCGGCUAGGGCCCAAGCCAGAGAAGAUGAGCGCAGCUUCCUGAGUCCGUUUACUCGGGACUCGCUGCGAGCCAGAAGGGCCUCCAGCGCCGAGCUGCAGCUUCCCUGGACCUGCCCGGUCACCCACUCCAGGGAGAAGUUCUACACCGUCUGCUCUGACUACGCUCUGCUGAACCAGGCCCGGCCCGUCAUCACGCCCAGAGAUGCUCCCCAGACCAGCGCCGAUAACCGGACCCCAGUACCUCAGCUGAACACCCCCUGCCCGAUCGCCCAGUGCCAGACCGGGGGAGUCAACACGCAUCUAGCGAAUGACAGUGAUAUGGAGGACGUUUUGUCCAGCAAUACCAAACCCGUGUUAGCCUGGGAGAUUGACACCACUGACUUUGAUGCGGUUCUGACCCGAAAAACUAGAACAAGUAAUCAGAAGAAAUUUCCUUCUAAGAAAAUGAAGUCAUCUGAUCGCAUGAGCAGAAACCUGCUGGACCUUCCCCCACAGGCCUCUUUGGAGGAGAUCAAGCAGAGGAAGGUUUUGGAUCUGCGGAGAUGGUACUGCAUCAGCCGCCCUCAGUAUAAAACCUCCUGUGGGAUUUCCUCUCUGGUCUCCUGCUGGAACUUCCUAUACAGCUCUGUAGGAGCCGGGAGUCUGCCACCAAUCUCCCAGGAGGAGGCUCUGCAUAUUCUUGGGUUCCAGCCUCCGUUUGAGGAUAUUAAGUUUGGACCAUUCACUGGGAACGCCACUCUGAUGCGAUGGUUCAGACAGAUUAAUGAUCAUUUCAGAGUCCGAGGAUGUUCCUAUAUUUUAUAUAAACCUCAUGGGAAGCACAAGACCGCCGGAGAGACGCCUGAGGGAGCUCUGCUGAAGCUGACCCAGGGGCUGAGGGAUGAAUCCAUGGCCUAUAUUUACCACUGUCAGAACCAUUACUUCUGCCCAGUGGGAUUCGAGGCCACACCACUGAAAGCUGCUAAAGCGUACAGGGGUCCACUUCCUCUGAAUGAAAUGGAGCACUGGAUUCUGAUAGGGGAGCCCAGCAGAAAACACCCGGCCAUCCACUGUAAAAAGUGGGCUGAUAUUGUGACAGACCUGAACACACAGAACCCGGAAUACCUGGACAUCCGCCACAUGGAACGAGGCAUUCAGAUCCGCAAAACUAAGAAGGUGGGUGGGAACCUGCACUGUCUCAUGGCAUUCCAGAGGGUGAACUGGCAGAAGCUGGGACCCUGGGCCCUAAACCUGGAGAACCUGAGGCACGACCUCCACCAGCAGGGCGCGGAGCAGAGAUGCCAGGCUGCAGCAGGAGAAGGCUUUGAUGACCGGGCGUCCAAACACUUAGGACGCCUGGGCCGGUCCCACAGCACUGGGAACCAGAAGUCCGAGCAGGUCUGGAAACGCCUGUCCAACACCGGAGAGUACCGACCCCGAGCCUCUCCCGACAGCGACCUGGAGGAGGACAUCACUGACUGAACUCCAGCUGGACAGUCUUUUGCCUUUAGGACGUCGCCACACCCAUUUACACCACUCAACACGGGUACGCUAGACUUGGAAGAGUGGGGAAAGGCUGCUGUCCCAACUGGCCAAUUAUCAAUUAUUGUGCAAUUAUCUAUUAACUAGGACUAGGAAUGGGCAAUAUGGUAAAAUGUUCACAAUACACAGGAUUAACAAUAUACUCAGAGAAUCCCAGCAGGCUUAGAUGCUGUUGCUAUGGCACGAUCAUCUCAAGGGUAAUUCAUUCCCGAGUCGAAGAGAGUACAGUAGGUCAUGCUGCUUCUUUCUGGGUGGGUACUGUGGGUGGUGCUCUCUUCCCUCAUCACUCCCACUGAGAUGUUGGUGAGUACAGGUGUCUGUUAGCUGUCUGUGCUUUCCUCUAUGUGUGCUAUGAUGCUGCAGUUGAUUGGUGGCAUCUAGAAAAGGCAUGUGUUGGUGCUGGGAGUAUUACAGUGUUGGGGGAGUCCUAGUGAGUGGGUGGGGUAAUGGUCUCAGAAAAAUCGGUGAAACAAAUAGGGGAAAAUUGAAUUUGAAAAUAAUUAAAAUGCUGUCUUAUUGCCCACCCCUUCUAUAAACCAAAACAUAGGUUGUAAUAAUUUUAUUUAUGCAUUCAUGAAACAGAUAUCAUUCCAGGUGUGUGCUUCUAUGUGGACAUUGUUUAUUAAUAUCUGGAGCACAAAACACCUUUUAAAUAUCCACAACAUCCCCAUUCUGCAUUAAGUGCGUAGAGUUCCAGUCCAGAUGUAUAACAUGUUUAAUGUGCAGAAACAUGAAUAUUUAUGAAUGAUAGUAGAAUGAUGCAAUGAUACAAAAAGUGACUUGUUAAUUGUCCCGAGAGAUCUGGUAAUCUUUCACGAUAGCUGGAUUUGGAUAACUGUGAAAUCAAACAGCGGUGAUUUUGUGUACGGUGAUUAACAAAUAUCAGGAUGUGUCUCAAUUGUGUACUAAUACUAAUACUAACUAGUGUUUGAGUAUGCAGUGUUUAAUAUAGUAUACUCAAAUAUUCACAAUACAUACUCAGAAUCAGUCAGUACUGGGCUGUGUCUGAAAUGGAUCCUUACUAGUAAUUCAUCAUUAACAUGCAUCAGCAUCGGUUACAUGAACACAAACCUGAUCUUAGUAUAGUGCAGAGCUGUUAAUGGAACAAUCUUUGACUGUUAUUUAUGUUAUUAUAAACAUAAUCAAUAAUCCAUAAACUGCUUGGCUCCAGUUGGUUCCUCUGUCUUUUGCUUAGGAACAAAGAGUGCAUUUUGGUGCACUACGUUUAGUGUGUUAAAAUGUAAAAAGGGACCCAUUUUAGUCACAGGUUUAAGUGUGGCUUGCAAUGGACAUUAUAUCCCACAAUGCAGUGCAACAAAACAGAAAGGGAGGGGCUACUUAUGUCUGAAACUAUAUUAGAAAACAAAUAUCAGUUAACAAUGCAAGUUAGUAUUUUCAUAUUAAGUCUACUGCCAAACCGUCAUUAUUAGUAUUAUAGUAUUAGUGUGUAGAGCACAUUUGAGACGCAGCCUCAGUCUGAAUUUUUUUUUAUCUGUGUUUUUUUUAUUUUUAACGAUGUGAAGCAUGAUGGCGAUGUUCUGUGCACUGUGAUGUCCAUUCAUAAUUUAAUCACACCAACCUCUGAAAUAUUUAUUAUUACAAGUGUUCAAUCAUCUACAGUCCCAUAAUCAUGUGAAACCAGUAAAAGUCUGAGAUAGUUGAUAAUUUUUCUUUACAAAUAAAUAUUUAUACAACGUCUUGUA